AGUCCGGUGGUUUUUGCAGUGACGGCUUGAAACCCUAGACCAGAGCGAGAGAAAGAGAGAUUCGGAUUCGAUGUCGGGGAAAGAAGAUUACGACUCCGAUGCGCCCGAGGAGUUCACGCAAGAGCAGACAAUAGCGAAGCAUGAUGAAAUAAGUAAAGCGCAGAAAGACAGUAAGGCAAGGGUUAUUCGUGAAAAGAAAGAAAAGCGUAAGCAACAACAGGCACAGAGAGCAACACAACAAUCAUCAGUGAGGAACGAACACGUUGAAGAUGUAGAAGAGCUUGAAGAAAACCCUGAAGCUGAACGAUCUCGUGCAAACCAGGGGUUCCUUCCCAAACACGUCGUAGAAAAGCUCGCCGCCCGGGAAAAGCUCGAUCAAUCUCCUCCAUCAGAUUCCGAAGAUGACGAAGACGAGGAAGCAAAGUCUCUCACAAGCGGGAAGAGGAAGUCGAAGAAGCGGAAAAGCGCAGGGGCGGGAGCUUUUCUUCUGGGCGAUAUACCGCCGCCCGAGUGCUUGAAGAACUCUUUGGAGUUCUUGAAGAAGAGGAAAAUGCAAGUGGCUAGAUCCUCCUCUGUCUUGAACAACUCUAACCAAGCCCUCCGCCUUGUCUCCGCCAUGUUCCCCCAAAGGCGUUGAUUGAUGGUUUUGUUUCAUAAAUGGGGUUGGCUUUCGAGAAAGCCUCAACUUUUUAAAGUAACGAGCUGUGUUCUAAACGAGGUUUAUGUUAUCUUCCAAACCAAACACUGCAAUUUUGUGAUUAUCGAUUUUUUAUAGAAGUGACUUUCGAAGGGGAAGAA
Tarenaya hassleriana is the source of this 798-nucleotide messenger RNA. Its product is annotated as translation initiation factor IF-2. Bases 71 to 637 code for a protein of 188 amino acids. NCBI's taxonomy places the organism in Eukaryota, Viridiplantae, Streptophyta, Magnoliopsida, Brassicales, Cleomaceae. The transcript is spliced from 5 exons. The record is from RefSeq and is a predicted model, not a curated record.